Messenger RNA from Trichomonas vaginalis G3, 381 nucleotides. RefSeq names its product cyclin-dependent kinase inhibitor 2C-related family. Gene Ontology annotation, molecular function: protein binding. The record is from RefSeq and is a predicted model, not a curated record. The coding region runs from base 1 to 381 and encodes 126 amino acids. NCBI's taxonomy places the organism in Eukaryota, Parabasalia, Trichomonadida, Trichomonadidae. Gene Ontology annotation, cellular component: nucleus; cytoplasm. The transcript has a single exon.
AUGUCCAUUCUUCAUUAUACAGCAUUGAAAAAUAGUAAAGAAACAGCCACAAUUCUUAUUUCACAUGGUGCAGAUAUCAAUAAAAAAGAUAAAUGUGGAGAUACUGCUCUUCAUUAUGCAGCAAUUCAUAAUAAAUAUGAAAUUGCAGAACUUCUUAUUUCACAUGGUGCAAAUAUCAAUGAAAAAGAUAAAGAUGGAGAUACUGCUCUUCAUUAUGCCGCAUGGUUUAAUCGUAAAGAAAUUGCAGAACUUCUUAUUUCACAUGGUGCAAAUAUCAAUGAAAAAGAUAAUGCAGGGAAAACUGCUCUUUAUUAUGCCGCAUGUGAAUAUAGUGGAGAAACAGCCGAAAUUCUUAUUUCACAUGGUGCAAAUUACAAUUAA